Messenger RNA from Symbiodinium pilosum, 1557 nucleotides. The record is from the annotation of a GenBank genome assembly. Lineage: Eukaryota; Dinophyceae; Suessiales; Symbiodiniaceae.
GCCCACUUCAAGCACUUGGAAGCGAGUGACUGUCGUCUUUGCCUCUAUCAGAACUACGAAGCUGUGCCUCAGGAACACACCCUGACGCCCUUUGUUGACGUAACCCUGUUCAAGGUGCCUAGCGGACGGGUCAGCAAGACGCCGGCUGGGAUGGCUGGCAUGAACUUCUGGGCGCAGCGAACCAAGGCCCGCAACUACUUCCUGUACUACGACAACGGCAAGAGUGCGGUGCGAGUUCGCGGUAAACCUGGAUCUGAGAUUGCACCAACUUCCGUGCACCUCUUGUAUCCUCCGGACGAUCUGGAGGAGCUCAUUACCGGCAAGCACGCUUGGACGAACUUUGCACCGCAUGAGCUCCCAGACAUGAACUUGACGUGGCUAGCUUCCUCGCACGAAGAGGUUGUAGCUGCGGCCAAGGUGCUGCAUUAUCCAGCCACGCAUUUCGAGCGCCUCUGGCGAAAGUACAACCAUCUUGGCAAUUUCCCUUCUGUCCGCUUUGGGGGAGAUCUGGUGGUGCCGCCGUCAUUUCACCUUGAGGCCCGAGACGAGUACCUGAAGCACAGUACCAAGGAGAAGCAGCUUGAGAAGCUGAAGGAGCUCCUGGAGAAAGCGGCUUUCUUGCGAGGCGAUGCAGAGGUUCAGUCGCAGCUUGAAACGGGCUCGGUUGUGAUCAUCGACACCGUCAGGGAAUCCCUGCGACAGGGCAUUUGGGUGCCACCAAGGCAGCUCCGGCAAAGCGUCUUCAAGAUGCUGCAGCGCCGACCCGGAGUGAAGGGGAUGGAGCGGCUUCAGACGAUGAAGCGAAGGCCUGCCGAGGUGUGCUUCGCUGGCCAGGGAGGAAUCCUCAAGAACCUGGAUUCCGCACUGGAUGAGAUUGUUCAGUCCUUAUGCUUGAAUGGUUGGGUGGCCUGCGAUUUGGGAGCGCAUCAGAGCUUGAUUGCCAGAGCCUUAGAGGAAGCCAAGACACUGAAGCCGCGGAUGUCUCGUGGAACGACUGUGAUCCAGAAUGAGAUCAUCAGUCCAAACACGCCCAAUGCAGACAGAGAGGACAAGGUUCUGUUUUUGCAAGAGCAGGGGCUCAGCGGUCCCAGCGCAGCAAAGGGCCCUGCGCCAACAAUUGCCCUGUUGGAAAGUGCUGUGAUAGACAUUGUCAUGCAUUUGGAUCCUAGACUACAGCGGAGCCAGCUUCAGCUCCGCAUCACGGAGCGCUGUGAUGGAAUGCUUUCGAGCUACGAGAAGGGCGGGGCCUACAGUGCGCACAUAGACAAUGCCGACGGUGAUGGCCGUGUUGAUGGCCGUGUCCUAACAGCUGUCUUGUACUUGAACGUUGGAUGGGACCGGUAUGCGGGCGGAGAGCUUGCCAUCUUUCAGCCAGAGCUGGGUGAUAUUGGUGAUGCGAACUGCCACGGCAAGUGGAACAUGGUCUACCCAGAGGCAGGUACCUUGGUCUUCCUGCGUGCAGAUCAUGUGCUUCACGAGGUGCGGGGUGCGCACGCAGAGCGCUAUGCGCUGAGUGUCUGGUUUUGCGGCCAACAUAGCAACUAUGGCGGCUCCUGA